Molecule: messenger RNA, 5502 nt
Organism: Hyla sarda
Lineage: Eukaryota; Metazoa; Chordata; Amphibia; Anura; Hylidae
Gene: INPP5D
Product: inositol polyphosphate-5-phosphatase D
Exons: 27
Coding region: 178-3465 (1095 amino acids)
Biological process (GO): phosphatidylinositol dephosphorylation
Molecular function (GO): phosphatase activity
Source: RefSeq, a predicted model, not a curated record
AUCUCUGCAUUUAAAACAGGAAACAAUGUAACACAGAGAACAAGAGAACUUAGGGAGAACAUUUAGGCUCCAGAACAAGUGCAGUAUUUGUGAGCUGGACUGUCUGCAGGGUCCUGACUGCAGUGAGGACUAUCUGGGGGGGAGGCCUCUCUCUGGAAAUACUGCAUUGACACUGAGAUGUCUUUUUCUUGGUACCAUGGGAACAUCACUCGCUCCAAAGCUGAAGACCUGAUGUCACAGGUUGGCAAGGAUGGCACUUUCCUCGUACGAGACAGUGAAUCUGUGUGCCGGGCAUAUGCUCUGUGUGUGCUAUACCAGAAGUGUGUCUACACAUACAGAAUUUUACAGAACAAUGAAAACCAGCUCUCAGUGCAGGCAUCUGAAGGAGUUCCCAUGCGCUUUUUCACAAACCUACAGGAGCUGAUAGAAUUUUACAAAAAGGAAAAUGUAGGAUUGGUCACACAUCUACAGAACCCUGUAUUGCAAGAGGAAGAGGGACCUGAAGAACCAGAUGAAGACCAGGAACCAGUUCCCCCGAACGUACCCCCUAGGAACUUUUUCACUACAUUGUCAUCGACAGAAACAAAAGAGUGUCCAGUGACUACAGAAAAAAUUGAUAUUGGAAACAACUCCUUGGUCCUGUCUGACACAUUGUUACAGAGAAUGCAUGACAUUGACACGCGCAGUGUAUCCGAGGAACAUUUACAAGUAAUUCAAGAGUAUUUGCGUCUUCAUCUGACCAGUGAUUGUGAAAUGGUGCGCAGUGGAUGUCAGAAUCUCCCUCAGUUUAAAAAGCUUCUGAUGACCCUUUGCACAGGACUGUACAGUGAAAUCACCCGUACCCUUCCGGCGCUGGAAUCGCUACAGAGCACAUUUGAACCCCAGUUCUCCCCUGGAUUCAGGCAGCGCUCCCCUUUACCUGGUGACCCCAGCACAAGUAGCAUGAUGAGUAAACUCAACCAGCUGACCUCUAUGGUAUCCAGCCUUGAGGAGAAGGUAAAAACAGUGUUAAUGGAAGGGGCUGCAGUGAAACACCGCAGAUCACUCAUACCCCCAAUAAUAUUUGAGGUUAAACUGGAUUCUUUGGGAAUAUCUCAGAAGACUCACCUGAAAGUCGAUGUUGAAAUGGGAAAACUUAUCAUCAAGAAGGCCAAAGAUGGACCAGAUGAAAAAUACUACACCAGCAAGAAAAUUUUACAACUGAUCAAAUCCCAGAAGUUGCCAAAUAAAUUGAUAAUUGUUCUGGAAACGGAAAAGGAAAAAAUACAACGUAAAGAAUAUGUUUUUGCUGAUUCCAAGAAACGGGAAGGAUUCUGUCAGCUUCUCCAGCAGAUGAAGAACAAACAUUCUGAUCAGCUAGAGCCAGACAUGUUGUCUAUCUUCACAGGGUCCUGGAAUAUGGGAGAUGCUCCCCCACCAAAGAAAAUUACCUCCUGGUUUCUGUGCAAAGGGCAAGGCAAGACCCGAGAUGAGACAGCCGAUUAUAUAGAACAUGAUAUUUAUGUCAUUGGUACACAGGAAGAUCCUCUAAAUGAAAAGGAGUGGGUGGAAAUAUUGCUGCGCUCUCUAAGUCAAAUCACCAAUGCUGAAUACAAAUUGAUUACUAUACAAACACUUUGGAACAUACGAAUUGUGAUCCUAGCAAAGCAAGAACAUGCUCAUCGAAUCAGCCACAUUUGCACAAACAGUGUGAAGACGGGAAUUGCCAACACACUGGGUAACAAAGGAGCGGUCGGUGCCUCGUUUAUGUUCAAUGGGACAUCAUUUGGUUUCAUUAACAGCCACCUUACUUCCGGGAGUGAAAAGAAACUCAGGAGGAAGCAGAACUACUUUAACAUACUGCGUUUCCUGGUCCUGGGUGACAAGAAGCUAAGCCCUUUCAACAUCACACAUCGAUUUACUCAUCUUUUUUGGCUUGGCGAUCUUAACUAUCGUGUUCAGCUGCCAAACAGUGAGGCGGAAAACAUUGUUCACAAGAUCAAACUACAGCAAUACUAUGAACUUCUGGCCUAUGACCAGUUAAAUAUGGAACGCAAGGAAAGUCAAAUCUUCCUCCACUUUAAUGAAGAAGAGAUCACAUUUCCCCCAACAUACCGCUAUGAGCGAGGAUCACGGGAACGUUACUGCUACACCAAGCAGAAAGCAACAGGAAUAAAGUACAAUUUACCUUCUUGGUGUGACAGGGUGCUAUGGAAAUCCUAUCCCCAGAUGCAUGUAUUAUGUCAAUCAUAUGGAUGCACAGAAGAUAUAACCACCAGCGAUCACUCACCUGUAUUUGCUACGUUCCAAGUUGGCGUAACAUCCCAGUUUGUCUCAAAAAACAAUCCCGGUGAUUCAGAUAUGCAAGGAUAUAUUGAGCUGCUGAACUGCAAGGCGACGCUACACACCAAGAGUCACACCAAGUUCUACAUAGAAUUUCAUUCAUACUGUCUAGAAAAUAUGGUGAAGAGCUCUGAAGCUGAAGAUCAAGAGGGUGACAGUGGCACUUUAAUUGUUAAGUUUGGCGUUCUACCAAAGCUAACACCGAUCAUCUCAGAUCUUGAGUACCUCCUGGACCAGCAUCUACUUAUCUGUAUCAAGUCUUCAGACACUGAUGAGUCGUACGGUGAGGGGUGCAUUGCACUGCGCAUGGAAGAUCCACAACAGCAACAAUUCCCAUUUAUCACCCCACUAACACACCAUGGAGAGGAGACGGGUCACUUUCAGGGAGAAAUCUCUUUGCAUGCAGCCUGUGGGAAACAGAGAGAGAAGCUAUAUGAUUUUGUGAAGAUUGAGAAAGAUGAAACUGUAGUACAGAAGCAACAAAUAAAAGCACAGUGCAGCCAGCAAUGGGAAACGUCAUCCAGGAGUGGCAAAGGCCUUGUUGAUAAAAUGGCACGAAUGCGCGGUGUUCCACUGUGCACCCCAGAGACAUCAAGCAGUACAGACCAUAAUGUGGCAGCCCAGACAUUAAGUAACCAGGUAAAACAAAGUCCUCCAAAUACCCCACAAGGAUUGAAAGGAAAUGAGCAACGAAGCAAACCAAGUUCCCCGGUGAUGGGUCGUGGGGACACUCCGAUCACACCCCCUGCUCGCUCUUCUGCACCCAGUCAGAAAUUUGUCACCUGUAACAAAACCUCACAUAAUCGUCCGCAGGAUACCAUCCGUACCACAACUCAACCUGAUAUCCCAGAAAUGGUUGAUAAUCCCCUAUAUGGUCCAGUGAACAGUAGUUCCCAUCAGCUACCAGCACAAGGCCGACCACUGAAGCCUCCCGAACCCGCAGCUCGCACCGUUCCUGCAAUUCGCCAGCGAUCUAUGACUUGUUCAUCUUCUGACAAGAAACCUGUUGCCCCAGAUAAAACUGCAGUAAAGAUCAUGGCAUCUGUUAACAUCAACCGUCCGGAGAUAUCUCCGUGUAUGUCCAAACCUCGCCCUCCUAUUCCUGCGAGACUCCAGGGUGGCCGUGAUGGACAGCACACUUAGCUAUGCCAUCCCUUCCAGCACAGUGGAAUUUUUCAGAUUAUGGGGGAGAUUUAUCAAAACCUGUGCAGAGGAAACGUUUCCCAGUUGCCCAUAGCAACCAAUGAGAUCACUUCUUAAAUUUUUCAAAAAUAAAAGAAGCAAUUUGAUUGGUUGCCAUGGGCAACUGGACCACUCUUCCUCUGUACGGGUUUUGAUUAAUCUCCCCCUAUGUAUUUUGUCAAAUCUAUAUUGUCGUUUUUGACACAUUCCUCAUAGAAAAAAAAGGUUUUAUAUUUCAGUUCUUCCCAAUUCUACUUCCAUCCAUGAAAAACGUUAUUUUGAAAUGACUAAAGUAAAGCUCCCCUUUUUAUUGGUAAUGUCUAUAUAGUUGUAUAGAUAACAUAUUUGACAUCUAUCAUCCAAAUCAUAUUUAUACAUUUUUACUUAUUUUUAGAGUUAUUGUUAAUUAAAGGCAGGGCUUCAGUUAGCAUUUAGCGCUAUACAAAAGACCAGCAUUUUACGCAUGUCUACUUGACUGUUACAGUGUACUAAUCUUGUUGAGGUAUUAUGCAUUCCAUAUUGGUAGGAAAAGCCUUCUUUACAUAUUUCAUUACCUUAUUAAAAUGUUGGAGAGGAACUUUAGAUCUGAAGACUGACAUGGAUCGCUUGAGGUAGUCUUACAGUGAAGCUCUACUUUGUGUAACUUUUUCAUAAAAGUUAGAGGAUAAAAAAAAAAAAAAAGAUUGUAUUUGCUUACAGACCAGCAAUGGAUGGCAAUAGGGAGCCAGCUCUUCCCUCUGAAGAAGAGUUACUUUGCAUGCUCCUGUAUAGGACGCACCGGCAUAUAAGUCGCACCCUAUUUUAAAGGUCCAAAAUCUAGAAAAAAAAGAUUCUGAACCCAACAGUGAUCUUCAACCUGCGGACCACUGGUAUAGGAGGUAAUACUCACGUGUCCCCGCCACUCCAGACCCCUCACCGCUGCCCUGGAUGUCGCUCCAUCGCUGUCACCGCGUCCCCGACGCUCCGGACGUCGUCUUCCCGGGAUCCACGCUCUCCGUCGCCGACAUCACGUCGCUACGCACGUCGCUCCUAUUGGAUGAUGGGACGGCGUGCGCGACGACGUGAUGACGUCGAAGGAGAGCGCCGGCCAUGCAGGGGAUCCCGGCACGGAGCAGACACCGAGGAGGCAGGUAAGGUCCCUCCCGGUGUCCUGUAAGCUGUUCGGGAUGCCGCGAUUUCACCGUGGUGGUCCCGAACAGCCUGACUGAGCAGCCGGGUUAGUGUUAUUUUCGCUUCAGACACGGCGGUCAGCUUUGAUGGCAGCGUCUGAAGGGUUAAUACAGGGCAUCACCGCGAUCGGUGAUGUCAUGUAUUAGCCACGGGUCCCGGCCGUUGAUGGCCGCAGGUAUUCGCCGUAUAAGACGCACCAACUUUCCCCCUCCCAGUUUUGGGGAAGAAAAAGUGCGUCUUAUAUGGCGAAAAAUACGGUACACGUUUUUAUACUAUACACUUAUUUGAGAAAAGUCAAAGUAGAUUCUGAAGGUCUUGCAGACAAGACCAUCUCCUUCAAAAGGGGUAGCCGAAAUAGCCAAGUGUUCUACUCGGCUAACUCAGGGAGCUCCCAGUGAGCUUAGCAAUGUUCAGAAGCCCCAUGGAGAAUGAAUGGAGUUCUUGGUGUGCACAUGUGGAGCGCUGCAUUCAUUUGGGAGGACAAUGUCCUCUGUUCUUGUGAUCAGUGGGAGUCCAAUCGGUAGGACCCUCUCCAAUCAGUUGGUUAUUCCCUAUCCUGUGGAUAUGAGAUAACUUUUGGAGAUGGGAAUACCCCUUUAAGGCACCUGAGUCGUGUGCCCACUAUACUUACUUGAGAUGUAUAUUUAAAAUCUAAAACAAACAAAAAGUAACAUUUUUGGUAGGGUUAUCCAAAUUUAUUGUAAAUGUUAGGUGGUUAAUACAGCUUCAUGCAACCGAUUAUGUCUGCUGAAAAUAUUAUCUUUAGGUCAUGGAAGCUACAGUUUUGCAGUAUUAACUAGUAAAACUCCACACACAAAAAAAAAAAAA